Molecule: messenger RNA, 1566 nt
Organism: Pestalotiopsis fici W106-1
Lineage: Eukaryota; Fungi; Ascomycota; Sordariomycetes; Amphisphaeriales; Sporocadaceae
Exons: 6
Coding region: 1-1566 (521 amino acids)
Biological process (GO): transmembrane transport; carbohydrate transport
Cellular component (GO): membrane
Molecular function (GO): carbohydrate:proton symporter activity
Source: RefSeq, a predicted model, not a curated record
AUGGCCUCCUCCGAUCCGGCGCCGGACGACGCCAAGCCCGGCGUGAUUGCCGAGAGCGCUGCAGUGAUUACCGAAGCCAUCAACCAAGAACACGAGCUGUCCUUUAUUGAAGCCGUGAAGCUCUACCCGAGCGCCGUGGGAUGGUCUGCAUUUGUGUCCAUUGGCGUGAUUAUGCUGGCCUUUGAUCCGCAAUUGCUGGGUAAUCUGUACGCGACACCGCAGUUUCAGCGAGAUUUUGGUUACGAGUAUAAUGGAGAAUAUAUCAUUAGCGCGCCAUGGCAGACCGGCCUAUCAAUGGGCAACCCAAUCGGCCAAGUAGUCGGCGCUCUAAUCUCGGCAUACCCAAUGGACCUGUUUGGACGCAAGAUCACCUUUGCCGCGUGCGUCAUUCUCACGGCCGGACUAGUCUUUAUCCAAUUCUUUGCCCGGUCCCUGUCGGUGCUGCUGGCCGGCGAGCUCCUCGGCGGCCUCGUGCUCGGCUGCUACGUCGUCAUUGCCCCGGCCUACGCCUCCGAGGUCUGCCCGCUCGCCCUCCGCGCGCACCUCACCAGCUACACCAACCUCUGCUUCGUCAUUGGCCAGCUCCUGGCUAAUGGUGUCACCGCCGGCACGUCCAAGCUCGAUAAUCACUGGGCUUAUAGUAUUCCCUUUGCUUUGCAAUGGUUCUGGGUUCUAGUCAUCCUUCCAGGCAUGUUCUUCGUGCCCGAGAGUCCCUGGUGGCUCGUCCGCAUGGGCCGCAUGCACGAGGCCGAGGAGGCGCUGCGGCGGCUGUCGUCGUCAAAGGUCAACGUGUCGGCGACGCUGGCCGUCAUCGCCGAGACGGACCGCCUCGAGCGCGAGAUCGAGGCCGGCAGCACCUAUCUGGACUGCUUCAACCGCGCCAACUGGCGCCGCACAGAGAUCUCCAUUGGCGUCUACUGUACUCAGGUCCUCAGCGGUAUCUAUCUCAUUAAUUAUGGUACCUACUUCUUUCAGCAGGCUGGUCUCGCUACCGAGGACUCAUUUUAUAUGAGUAUUGGAUUCCUGGCUGUCGGAUUCGUUGGAACCCUUGGCUCAUGGUUCCUAAUGCUACACUUUGGACGUCGCCCCAUCUUCGUGCAGGGGCUAGGGGUGCUCGUCAUUCUGCAGCUCAUCAUUGGCAUCCUGGACUGCGUGCCCGGCCGGCCCUCGGGCGUGGCCUGGGCCGAGUCGACGCUGAUGCUGAUUUGGAACUUUGCCUAUGACCUGUCCAUUGGCCCCGUGUGCUUUGCUCUGCUGGGCGAGUGCUCCGCCGCCCGCGUCCGCUCAAAGACCAUUGCCGUCGCCACCGCCGCCCAGGGCGUCAUUGGCAUCAUCAUGACCGUCGCCAUUCCCUACAUGAUCAACCCCGACCAGGCCAAUAUGCAGGGAAAAUUGGGUUUCUUCUUUGGCGGUCUGGCGGCCUUGUGUUAUGUGUGGGCCUACUUCCGAGUCCCCGAGACUCGUGGCAGAAGUUACGACGAAUUGGACAUGCUCUUCAGCAAGAAUAUUCCGGCAAGAAAGUUCAAAGAUUACAAAGUCGAUGGGGUUGCAAACGCAGAAAACUAG